Cynoglossus semilaevis (tongue sole) is the source of this 2564-nucleotide messenger RNA. RefSeq names its product MARVEL domain containing 1 (gene marveld1). Bases 602 to 1099 code for a protein of 165 amino acids. Gene Ontology annotation, cellular component: membrane. The record is from RefSeq and is a predicted model, not a curated record. NCBI's taxonomy places the organism in Eukaryota, Metazoa, Chordata, Actinopteri, Pleuronectiformes, Cynoglossidae. Gene Ontology annotation, molecular function: structural constituent of myelin sheath. Gene Ontology annotation, biological process: myelination. The transcript has a single exon.
GGAAAAUACUGAAGUUAUAUUUAUACUUACCAAUAACAAGUGCCACUGUUCUUACCAUGGCUCCCUUUAUAACUAUUGGAGUUGUUCAAAAAGAUGACGGUUGAAAUUUGUAUUUAACAACAAAAAAAACAUGCUGUUUCAUAAAAAGGCAAGUGUUGGAUUUUGUUUUGUCAACAUUUUGGAAAGUUUCUUAUAUCUGUCCAUUCAUGAGUGCAUUAGAAAGAGGAGUCCAGCAAGGGUGGAGCAGGCCUCAGACUUUGGUUCCUCCCUUCUCCAUCUACCAAUCCCACCUCCCCCCAAAAAACUCACAGCUUUAACAGAGGAAACGGAAAAGACGAAACAUACUGGCUACAAGAAGGGUUUUCAUUUCAAAACCCCGGGGCUGUGGAAAGAACAGAGAUCUCAUUUUACAGAACCAAACGUCACCACUCCGAGGAAUCUAGUGUAGAAACCCAAGUCCGGUUCUUCAACUCCGGUAUUUUAACUUUUUGUUCAUCUUUUCGCCAGCUGGUUGCAGCUGGCAGAGAGCACCCGCCCUGUCCGGGUAAAUAAUCAAAAUAAACAGGGUCACAAGAGUGACAAGAGUGUCCGGAGGAGAGAGAUGCCAGCCCAAGCUUCCCAGCCACAGGUGAGGACGAACAUCCUCAAGUUCCUGCGGAGUUUCUUGGGGAUCGCCCGGAUCUUGCAGAUUGUGUUCGGCGCCGGACUGUGGAUCACCAUCGCCGCCAACAAGUACGAGGGCUCCGUCCACUUCGUCCUCUUUGUGGCCGUGCUCUUCUGGCUCCUCACCCUCGCGCUGUUCUUCGUCACCCUGCUGGACAAGCAGGACCUGGUGCCGCUGCUGGGAGGGGACCGCUGGUUGUACACCAACCUGGCGCACGACGUGGCCGCCGCCGUGCUCUACCUCCCGGCCAUCGGUGUCUUAAUCUACAAGACGGACUACCACUCGUUCUGUAACCUGGAGCUGUACCAGCACUUCUGUCCGUACAAGGUCUACUUGACAGCCGCUGUGUUCGCCUGCCUCUGCUGCGUGGCUUACCUCCUGUCCAUCAUUUAUGGAGCCUGCAGAAAAUGUCGGGGCGAGCAAACGGUCAUCUGAUCGGACUCUGGAGGUGAGAGGAUGAGUACGAGGAGGGUGAGGGUGGGGGUGAGGAUGAUGAUGGCCUCCAUGGAGCGUUCACUACAAGAUGAUGAAUAGUAAACUUCACUGUAACAGAACUCCACAGAUCACUUCUUUUCUUCUUAAACCAAAGCCCGAUGUUGAGGCUGAAUCAGAAAAUCACUCCAUGACCAGUUACUCUGUAAAGGUACACUGUGUCAUCUGUUGAUAAAACAGUAUUUUUGCCUUAUAUUUGUAUUCGCAAAUAUGGAACAUGAAAUAUUUUGUCAAGAUUUCCAUAUAUAAAAUGUAAUUACCCCCAAAUUAAUCCAUUCUUACCUACAUCAGGAGUGGCUCGUGCCUACAGAGCCUGUAAAUACUACACAGUGUACAUUUAAAGGAUACUAAAGUGACACCAGCACAGUUUGGUUCUGCCUGAUUUUCCCAAAACUGGAGGAACAUUUUAAAGGAGCUCAGUUUUAGUCUCCAGUUUGAACGAUGUCUCUAAAACACCCAUGGAGGUUUUUUAGAAUUUUUUAUUUCAUUAUGUUUUAGAACUUGUUUGUCUUACCCUCAUAUGUAUCAAGCAAAUACAUGUCCUGAAGCCUGAAGAUGACUACAAUCUUCAGAGCUGUAUCCUUAGGUCCACCAACAUCUGGGUCAUGCAUCAUCAUUCGAUGGUACGGCUAUGUUAAUAAUACUUUUUUUGAAAUAUUCAUAUUUCUUUAAUUAAUAAAUACACAUAUUCAGAAGCUCUCCCUUAAACCUAGUCUGUUUUGAAUUACACAUUAUUGAAAAGUUGCCCCAGAGACUGUGACAAUUUUGACUCAUUUUUUUGUUCCUUAUUUUGGUUCCUUUGCAGCUCAGGCCGUUUUGGCUGCAGCAGAUACAGUAUUUCCAUCCAUAUGAAUAUUACUUCAAAAUAGACACACGUGUCUUUUUAAAAUAAUGAAUGAUUGGAUAAGUGUUCUCUCUCUGUAUUCAUUCAGCUGUUUGGCAGAAGCAUCAUCUUCACAUGUAUUUUCACUAUGCUGAAAUCUUGCCUACUGUACCUUUAAUGGCAUUUUCCUCAAAGAGAAUCAAUAUUCAGACUAAAUUCGUGUUUGGUUCUAAUACAGCAGUGAAACAUAUUCUAUCUAAAAUAAUUUCCUGACAGGAGUCUUUUUUUACUAAGGUUGUUUUUUUUGAAGUUUUUUUUUUUUUUACUGUGGAUGUUUUUUUAUGAAAUCUUUACUUUACAUUUGAACAAUUCUAUUUUUUUUAUUGUCUCAUUCAAUUCAAUACUGCAUCUGUAUAAAUUUAUUCAUGGCUUAAAAAAAUGCUCAGAAAGUUUGCAGAGAAAAAUAUAUAACAUGAAAGGUGCUAAAAGGAAAUCAGUGUGUGCUAAAAAAAAAAACUAUAUUUCAGUGUUUAUUAUGUAAAACCAAAGAGAAAAAUUAAGAAAGAAUAAAGUACAGGAAGUGGA